Molecule: messenger RNA, 906 nt
Organism: Cooperia oncophora
Lineage: Eukaryota; Metazoa; Nematoda; Chromadorea; Rhabditida; Trichostrongylidae
Source: the annotation of a GenBank genome assembly
AUGCUACGAGUGGGGCCUAUGUGCCGUUAUGUUGAGGAUAUACCACGUCUCAUUGAGGUGAUGGGCGGUGAGAAGGUUCCUGAGCUACGACUCUCUGAUCCGGUGGACUUCAACAAAGCCCGUUUCUACUAUAUGGAAGGCAUUCAGAUUCCAACUAUUCAAUCACUUAGCUGCGAAAUGAAGUCUGCCUUACUCAAGGUACAAACAUCAAACUUAAAGUACAAGCUAGUUACAGAUGGUCUGGCAGUGAGCCACUUCGAAUCAAAAUUCAACGUAGAGGCGAUUCGAGUGGACCUGCCACUCGUCGCAAAAGCAGUUGAGAUUCUUCUCUCCAGUUUGGAUACAGAAGGGGAGCCAAGAAUCGGCGAUUAUCUCGUGAGCUUGGAGGGCAACAAGGGUCGGUUGAAUUGGAAAGUUGAAAUCCCGAAGUUCUUCAUGGGAAAAUCUGUUCACACACCAGGAGCGUUAUUUACUUGUAUGUUCGAUGACCUGGACAGGAUGUCGGCGGAGGAUAAAGCAGAGUUCCUACGACUUCGUGAUCGUCUAAUUCGGCAAGUCACUGAGCUUCUUGGAAACGAUGGAAUUCUUCUGUUCCCUUCGUGGCCGCAGACGGCACCUUUCCAUCAUCAAACUGUCUUGACGCCGUUCAACCUCGCCUAUACGGGUCUAUUCAACGCCCUCGCUCUUCCCGUAAUACAGUGCCCUACAGGAUUGGACAGCAACGGCCUCCCACUUGGAGUUCAGGUGGUUGGCUCACCAAACGCAGAUCGGCUUCUCGUCUGCACCGUACGUCACAGUUUGAAUCUAAUAAAUUUAUUGAAAACCCAUUGCCACCUCUUAUCAGUGUCUCACUCGAACGAGCUGUUUGUUAUGAUUACUGCUGUUUACCUCUGCCAUUCGCGAUGA